CUGCCUCUCCCUCUCUCCAGUAUGCCACUCUCCUAGCUGAAACCAGCGAGGCAGUCAGGGGAGAAUGCCGGAGGGGACGUCAACAGAGCUGGGGACGCUGCUGUAGAAGAGCCGGAGAGGUGGGCACCGGCGCGGGCAGUAGCAGCCAUGGGCGAAUGGGGAUUCUUGAGCUCCCUUCUGGAUGCAGUGCAGGAACAUUCGCCCAUGGUGGGACGCUUCUGGCUGGUGGUGAUGCUGAUCUUCCGCAUCCUGAUCCUGGCCACGGUGGGCAGUGAUGUCUUUGAUGAUGAGCAGGAAGAGUUUGAGUGCAACACGCGGCAGGUUGGGUGCAAGCAGAUUUGCUAUGACUUGGCCUUUCCCAUUUCCCACUACCGCUUCUGGGUCUUCCACAUUGUGGUACUUUCUGCCCCAGCGGUCCUCUUCGUCAUCUACUCCAUGCACCAGACCACAAAGAUCAACCAGAAGGAAAGGGAAGCAGGAGAGGAGGAAGCCAGCCGGGCAGAGAAAAAGGCUCCUGGACAAUUUGGACUCCAGCCCAGCCAACGCAGCCAAAACAUCAAGACCUUUUACAUCGUCAAUGUUGUAGUGAGGAUCUUGGCUGAGAUGGGCUUUCUGGUCGGACAGUGGAUGUUGUACGGCUUCCAGGUGGGAUAUCAGUACAUUUGCAAGCAUCACUUGUGCCCUCACGACAUUGAUUGCUUUGUUUCUCGGCCAACUGAGAAAACCAUCUUCAUCCAGUUCUACUUCAUGGUGGGUCUGGUUUCAGCUUUGCUGAGCUUGGUGGAGCUGGCUCACCUUUUAUUCAAGAACCGGUGCGGGAGAUGUUGCAUCAUCGGCCCUCCCACCACUGCAUCUUACGAACAGCAGGACAACUGGUCCAAUCAGAAGCAAGAGAAAUCACAGCACUUUCUGGCCCCAAAAGAGGGGGGAGCCAAUGGGACACCUUCUCAUGGUGGAAUUCCCAACCAUUAUGAGCCCAAGGCCCACUUCCAUCACAAAAGCUCCACCAAGAGCAGCCGAUCUUCUCGCUCUUCUGCCAGAGCUGACUUGACAGUGUGAUGUCAGGAUGCUUUCACUCCACUGCCUGCCUGGCUGUUCCCUGGAUGAGCUGGAUUCCUCCAGGGCUGGAAUAAUCAUGGGCAUGAACGUUGCCUGUUUUCAGCCUGGCAGAAACUAAUAACACAGAUUUGAUAUGUGAUAGUCCAUUCUCGCUUGUAAUGGGACCUGCUCCCAUUCUCAAGGAUUCAUGCUUUGCUUUUAUGUAUGUUUUAAGGUGGUGGUAGGGAGAGUGACAUACCUUAUUAACAGUGCUCUUCAAAGGAUGCAUAGACUUGAAACCUCUGAUAAGCUGUAAGCUGUAAGCAUCAAAUGGAGUGAAAGUGGGGAGAUUAAUGCACACUACUCUGUAGAUGAGCAGUUCCCACAUGAAUUAUCAAAAGCUUUGGCAUUCACCUGGCUACACAGAAACAUAAUGCCAGAUGAAAAUGGGGAUGCUGUUGUUGAACACUUUUCUUGUGCUAGUAGUACCGAUGAGAUUUGCAGAGAGCAAAGAAAGAUUGCAAUAAAAGGAAAGCCUUUUACUUCUUAAGGUGAUGCACUCUUUUGCUGCCAGACAUUCUGAAAGUGAAAAAAUCAGUUCCAGUUAGUUAAAAAGUAUUAGACAAAUUCCAGGUAAAUCAAUUUGGGUGGGAUGCAGCUUUUGAGGCCAGAAGGGUCUGUAAAUCUG
Messenger RNA from Rhineura floridana, 1726 nucleotides. It is a transcript of the gene GJD3, whose product is annotated as gap junction protein delta 3. Gene Ontology annotation, biological process: cell communication. Gene Ontology annotation, cellular component: connexin complex. The transcript is spliced from 2 exons. The record is from RefSeq and is a predicted model, not a curated record. NCBI's taxonomy places the organism in Eukaryota, Metazoa, Chordata, Lepidosauria, Squamata, Rhineuridae. Bases 148 to 1059 code for a protein of 303 amino acids.